GAUCGAGGUGUCGAAAACGUUGACGUAGCACGGCUAAUGAUAUCACGUCGUGGUGAGAAUAGAGGUAGUUUCAUUGCCGGGCGAAGUGUGCAUAACCAAAGGAUAGAACGGUUGUGGGCAGAAGUAAACCGGGUUCUUUCUGCUCUAUACGUUGGUGUCUUUAAAUUCAUGGAAAACGAAAACCUGUUAGAUCCGUUCAAUGAGCAUCAUCUAUUCGCCCUUCACUUCGUUUUCAAACCACGUGUAAGUGCGUCACUUUCGGAAUUCAGGGAGCAAUGGAACCAUCAUGGACUAAGGACUGCCGGUCACCAAACCCCCAUGACACUUUGGCAAACGAACAUGAUUCCUGUUGCAGAUGAAUCUCCUAUUGUUAACUUUGAAGAAUAUGGUCUAGAUUCAAAUGGCCCAGUUCCAGACGUCGAUACAGAUAAUUAUGUUGUGGUACCUGAAAACAUACUGCAGCUGACGGAAGAACAACUGGAGCUUCUAUGUAGUGAAGUCAACCCCUUAAGCGAUGACGGCAAUUAUGGAAUCAAUCACUUCAUACAAACACUUGAUAUUGUCAACACAUUUUAUGUUCAGUGAUUGAACUAAUUUAUGAUCAAAAAUCGAGGUAAAUAACAAAUAUAAAUAGAGGAUGCAUCGAUCAUAUACUUGAAGCAAUGUCAGCAAUGUUACCGCGUGUGAAUGUGCAUUAAUUAUUUAGGUUAGCACUAUUUUCCACCCAGCAAACCGUCCUUUAC
Xenia sp. Carnegie-2017 is the source of this 743-nucleotide messenger RNA. RefSeq lists its product as uncharacterized. Lineage: Eukaryota; Metazoa; Cnidaria; Anthozoa; Malacalcyonacea; Xeniidae. The record is from RefSeq and is a predicted model, not a curated record. The transcript has a single exon. Bases 37 to 585 code for a protein of 182 amino acids.